AAACUCAACCUCACUUUGCGAGGUCUCAACCCUGCAGGCAACGAGAGUGCAUAUGAGCCCAACGGCGUGGAGUGCUACAGCUGCGUGGGGCACAGCCGCGAGCAGUGCCAGGGCACCAAGCCGCAGGUUGUGAAGUGCUACAACGCCAGCGGCCGCGUUUACAAGGGAUGCUUCGAUGGCAACGUCACCUUGACGGCAGCCAAUGUGACUGUGUCCUUACCUGUCCGAGGCUGCGUCCAGGAUGAUUCCUGCACCCGGGACGGGGUGACAGGUCCAGGGUUCACACUCAGUGGCUCCUGCUGCCAGGGGCCCCGCUGUAACUCUGACCUUCGCAACAAGACUUAUUUCUCCCCUCGAAUCCCACCCCUAGUCCUACUGCCCCCUCCAACCACCCUAGCCCCGUCCACUCGGGCCCAGACCUCCUCCAGCAUCACCUCCACAGGAGCCCCAACCACGACCACCUCCACCACCAAGCCCACCUCAGCCCCAGCCAGCCACAGUUCUCCCCAUGAGGUAGAACACGAAACUGCACAAGAUGAGGAGUCACACUUGACUGGAGGUGCUGCGGGCCACCAAGACCGCAGCAAUAUGGGGAAGUACUCCCCAAAAGGUGGGGACCAGAUCCCGGCUAAUGAAGGCUCCACCUCCGUGGUUCUGGGGUCUGGGUUGCCAGCUCUUCUGUUGACUCUGGUUGCUGGUGCACUGCUGUGAGCUUCUCAUCUUGAAAUGUCCAUCUCACCCUGCUUCCCUGGCCCUGGGGUACCAACUCUUUCUGUUUCUCACUGGACUGGACUGGCUCAGCCCCUAUGCAUCCCCCGGCAUCCCCAGUUCCACUGCACUGGUUUGCAGCUUUGGGAAACAGCCUACUGUUGUAAAUAUACUGCUGGGGUGGCCCAGCUUUGUGAUGCAGUGACUGCAUUCCCCGUGAUGGUGACCAGGAAAGAGGGAAGAAAAAUCCACGGGCCUCAUGAGGGAGGCCCAGAGAGUCCCUGGCUAGCUUCCGCUUCCCGUUUUCAUAGCCAGGCUAGAAGAUGACCAGGCAGGUGGACAAUGGAUUCAUCUCCUGAAUGCUGCACUUGCCUGUCGGAAUCUGAAUCUUGUACCUGUCUUCCUUAGGAGACUGAACUACUCCAGGGCAGGGACAAACCUCUGGCCUUUCUAUGUGUUCUGGCUGGCACAGGAAGGCAUCAAUAAAGAUUUAGUUACUUUG
This is a messenger RNA of Onychomys torridus (southern grasshopper mouse), 1210 nucleotides long. RefSeq names its product LY6/PLAUR domain containing 3 (gene Lypd3). Gene Ontology annotation, cellular component: plasma membrane. The transcript is spliced from 3 exons. NCBI's taxonomy places the organism in Eukaryota, Metazoa, Chordata, Mammalia, Rodentia, Cricetidae. The record is from RefSeq and is a predicted model, not a curated record. The annotation marks the transcript as partial.